Molecule: messenger RNA, 883 nt
Organism: Parus major (Great Tit)
Lineage: Eukaryota; Metazoa; Chordata; Aves; Passeriformes; Paridae
Gene: RHBDL1
Product: rhomboid like 1
Exons: 6
Coding region: 17-883 (288 amino acids)
Cellular component (GO): membrane
Molecular function (GO): serine-type endopeptidase activity
Source: RefSeq, a predicted model, not a curated record
UCCGCCCGCCGGGUGCAUGGACAGGAGCUCCCUGCUGCAGCUCAUCCAGGAGCAGCUCGACCCCGAGAACACCGGCUUCAUCGGGGUGGAGACGUUCGCCAGCCUGGUGCACAGCCAUGAGCUGCCCCUGGACCCCGCCAAGCUCGACAUGCUGGUGGCCCUGGCACAGGGCAACGACGAGGGGCAGGUCUGCUAUCAGGAGCUGGUAGACCUGAUCAGCAGCAAGCGCUCCAGCAGCUUCAAGCGAGCCAUCGCCAACGGGCAGCGGGCGCUGCCCCGGGACGUCCUCCUGGACGAGACCGGCCUCGGCAUCUACAAACGCUUCGUCCGCUACGUGGCCUAUGAGAUCUUGCCCUGCGAGAUGGACCGGCGCUGGUACUUCUACCAGCACCGCACCUGCCCGCCCCCCGUCUUCAUGGCAGCCGUCACCCUGACCCAGAUCAUCGUGUUCCUGUGCUACGGGGCCCGGCUGAACAAGUGGGUGCUGCAGACCUACCACCCCGAGUACAUGAAGAGCCCCCUGGUCUAUCACCCCGGGCACCGGGCACGCGCCUGGCGCUUCCUCACCUACAUGUUCAUGCACGUGGGGCUGGAGCAGCUGGGGUUCAACGCCCUCCUGCAGCUGAUGAUCGGGGUGCCCCUGGAGAUGGUGCACGGCAUCCUGCGCAUCAGCUUCCUCUACCUGGCCGGGGUCCUGGCAGGCUCCCUCACCGUCUCCAUCACGGACAUGAGGGCCCCCCUGGUCGGGGGCUCGGGGGGGGUCUAUGCCCUCUGCUCUGCUCACCUCGCCAACGUCGUCAUGGUCAGCCAGGGGACAAAGGGACACAGAGCGGGGGGACAGGGGUGGACAGUGGGCAGCACGGUGGGGGGUGCCAUGGGGUGA